AUGUUUGAGGUCGGACUUACCGGUGAGUGCCUCCGGGUCUUCGAUGGGGAUGAGUACACCCGUCGUUGUGUUGCCCCUGGCGCCGAACACUGCGACCAUUUCCUUGUUGCUGCCACGUAUAAACGCGAAGCCGACCUUGUCUUUAAGGUCCUUGGCCAGCGCCUUGAGCUUGGUGAGGUAAACGCCCCUCUUGAUGAUGGCUACCACCUUGAGCAACUUGCUCUCUUCGAAGAGGAACUCAUCGAGAUCCAUUCUAUUUGUGAUAAUCGUAAACUCAGACGGCAGUGCUUGGCUGACGAACGCGUCUAG
Molecule: messenger RNA, 309 nt
Organism: Babesia ovata
Lineage: Eukaryota; Apicomplexa; Aconoidasida; Piroplasmida; Babesiidae
Product: conjugative transfer protein, putative
Exons: 1
Coding region: 1-309 (102 amino acids)
Source: RefSeq, a predicted model, not a curated record